Messenger RNA from Photinus pyralis (common eastern firefly), 999 nucleotides. RefSeq names its product troponin C (gene TpnC25D). Gene Ontology annotation, molecular function: calcium ion binding; enzyme regulator activity. Lineage: Eukaryota; Metazoa; Arthropoda; Insecta; Coleoptera; Lampyridae. The record is from RefSeq and is a predicted model, not a curated record. The transcript has 5 exons.
AAAGUCUCGAAGCCGAUGUGACUUGCGUAUGCAUGAAAAACAUUACAUUGGGUUAAUUCCAUGAUGUUAACUUUGCCACAAGCCAAUUUUGGAAUGUCGUAUAUCAUCAAUUUUACCGUUUCAUCUACCUACUGUUGGCGUCAACAUAGAAAUUGGUCAUUUGUCAUUAGUAAAUACAUAGGUACCUGCUUGUCAGCGUGUUUGUCGAGCAAGAUAUCGCAUACCAGAAAUAAUUAGGUAUAAUGCGCAAAGAAUCGGCACAGAAAUAUGCAAAAAGUUGCAUGUUGCCUAAAAAUAUACUCGCACGACGUCUCAACAAUUAUGUCAAUAUCUCAAGCAACGGAUGCAGGAAAAAAAGUGUCGGGAAGGGGACGUAUAUAUAAAACUGAACUUCUUUGCUAAUUUGAACAGUGCAUUCGUUUCACAAUUUUGGUGAAAAUUAAAUUGUGCACAUCUCUCCAUUGACCAUGGACGAAGAAGCGCAAAGGUUGGCUAUAAUGAGGAAGGCAUUUCAAAUGUUCGACAACACAAAAUGCGGAUUUAUUGACACAGUCAAAAUUUGCACGAUAUUGAAUAGCAUGGGCCAGCUGUUCGACGACAAAGAGUUACAGGCGCUAAUAGAAGAAAACGAUCCGGAUAAUGUCUGAAAAGUCAACUUCGACGGUUUUAUCGCAAUUGCCUCCCACUUUUUGGAGGAGGAGGAUGCGGAAAGUACACAUCAAGAGUUGAAGGAAGCUUUCAGACUAUACGACAAAGAAGGUAACGGUUACAUAACAACCGGUACUUUAAAGGAAAUUUUGAAAGCCUUAGAUGACAAAUUAACUAGUGGAGAAUUAGACGGUAUUAUUGCCGAAAUUGAUACUGAUGGAUCCGGUACUGUUGACUUUGAUGAGUUUAUGGAAAUGAUGACUGGAGAUUAAAAAUUACAAACCCAUUAAACUACAGUCUAGCAAUAAGUAUUCAAUUUAAGUAAUUAUCUCUAAUAAAUGUGAUUUUUUC